Durusdinium trenchii is the source of this 558-nucleotide messenger RNA. NCBI's taxonomy places the organism in Eukaryota, Dinophyceae, Suessiales, Symbiodiniaceae. The record is from the annotation of a GenBank genome assembly.
GUCUGCCAACGGGCCUUCAGAUCUCUGAUUGGGCUUGGCACCGAGCGCUAUGCAAAGUUGAAGAGAGCAGCUAUGGAUGGCACUGCUCCACCGGGAGACGGCCGCUGCCUCCCAAGAAAGCUUUUGCUGAAGACACAGAAGGCAUCGAUCGACAAGCGAAGUGCUAUCGCUGAGUUUUUGGAACAGCUGUACAACACCUUGAGUGAGCCAACACCUACUGUGCUUCAUAGUGACACUCAGUUUGUGAAGCCUAAGCUUGGUAAGCGCAAGCGGAAAGACGAGUCUGCUGAAGUCAAGGCUGAAGGUAUGGGGCCUGUUAAGCAGGAAGAAGUGCCAAAGCCAUUGAAGUUCCACAGGAAAACCACCUUGCAGGGAUCACAGGACCUGGCGCUCCUCACCUUUUUGCCUUCGACAGAAGAAGCGAUCUUGGAGGCCCGUUCCGAGACCAAACAUCACAUGUCAGAUGAGCACUGGUUGGGCGACCCAAUGCUGUACCUACCGCACGCCCUGAUUGAAAAGAUUGCUUAUUCCGGGACGGUCCCAUCAGGCUCAUCUUGA